AUGUCGGAACUCAAGGAGUACUCGUACGAUGACAUCAAGUCUCACAACAUUAAGAAGGAUCUCCUUAUGGUUAUCCACGACAAGGUCUACCAGUGUUCCGGCUUUGUUGACGAGCACCCUGGAGGAGAAGAAGUCCUGAUGGACGUCGGAGGACUCGACGCUACCGACAGUUUCGAGGACGUUGGUCACAGUGACGAGGCUCGCGAAAUCCUCGCUGGACUGUUGGUGGGAACUCUCAAGCGCACCCCCGGCGACCCGAAGCCCAAGCUGUCCGCUUCCGGUUCGCAGGCGGCCAACACUUCCUCCGCCGAUGCCGGAACUGCGAUCUACGCUUUCAUCGUCCUGUCGAUCAUUAUAGGAUUCGGCGCGUUCAAGUACAUGGCGUAA
Molecule: messenger RNA, 387 nt
Organism: Tricharina praecox
Lineage: Eukaryota; Fungi; Ascomycota; Pezizomycetes; Pezizales; Pyronemataceae
Product: cytochrome b5-like heme/steroid binding domain-containing protein
Exons: 4
Coding region: 1-387 (128 amino acids)
Biological process (GO): sterol biosynthetic process
Cellular component (GO): endoplasmic reticulum membrane; intracellular membrane-bounded organelle
Molecular function (GO): heme binding
Source: RefSeq, a predicted model, not a curated record